CGCAGCGCCGCUCAGUGAGUCGCGUCCCGCGUCCCGCUCCGCAUUCGAGCCGAGUCGCCGCCGAGCCCAGCCGAGCCGAGCAGCGGAACGCGCGCGCCGAGUCGAGCCGACCCGCGGCGCGCCGGCAACCCGCCGCCGUCGUUGCCGGCCAGCAGCAGCAGCAGCAGUAGCAGCAGCAGCGACAACCCCAUCAUCUAUUUCGCGAAGUGGGGCCGGGUCGAGCCGAGCCCAGCCGAGAGGCUCGCCGGGAGAUGCGGAGUCGACCGCACACCGGCCGAUUCACUUGGCGCGCUUUUUGAGGACGCCGAGGGGAUACGCCCCCCUCCCCAACGUGACGACUCCCAGUGGACACGUGGGCUUCUGUGAGCGUGUGUUUGUGCGUGUGUGUGUGAGUGCGUCAGUGUCGUGAAGGUGCAGUGCCAGUGUUUCAAACCAAGGAUAACACUCAUCAAUCAUCGCGAACUACCUGCCGCCGUCGUCCUGUCGCACACAAGAGUCCUGUGGAGCUUCGCGGCCCGGUGGAUCCUCGGGCUGAAAAAAAAACAACAACAACUAACAACACAGAUGCCGGGCUCCCCUCCAGCGGCGGCGGACCUGCUCCCCUAGGGCCCCCCUUGCCGCGGCCCGCCGGUGUCGCCAGCUCGUCCCCGCCACGCCCAGCCACGCCCCCCGGGUUAUUUUUUGCGACGAAAAGCCGCUAAAACGCAACAGCAGCUGUAGCGGCCGAGAUCUCGCCAGGCUACUAAUCUCGCUCGGGGCGCUGCUCGGCGCGGCUGCCCGACGCCCACCGGUCUGGGCGGGCCAGCGCAGCCAGCGCGGCCAGCGCAGCUGUCGCCGUCCCUCGGGGUGGCCGCUCGGGCCGAGGCUAGGGCCGCUCGCGCGCGCACCGGGGUGAGCGACGCGUCCCCGCCCAGUCGCCCGCCCUCCCGCGCGUGGUCCGCAUACUGUGCACCGUGCCGAGCCGUUGCCGACGCGCCGUCGCCGUUCGCCGUCGUGGCGCUCCCUCCCCCCUCGUCACCGGGCUGAUGGCGUGGCGGCGCGCCGGCGCCUCGCCGCGAGGACGACGCCACCCCCGCCGCCGCCCCUGCCGCCGCCCCGCCUCGUCCCCGCUGGAAUAACUGCGGCGGUAUGGGAUGUCGGCGCACGACAGGAACAACCUGGACCAGCCGGACGCAGUGGCGCCCACGCUGCCCACCCCGGCCGCCGUCGCCGAGGGCCUGACGCUGGCCGUGGCGGCCACGGCGUCCUCGCUGCUCCAGCGGCUCAACGCCUCGCACGCCAACGACAGCGCGGCCACGGCCGUGGCCCUGGACGAUGACGGCGACGAGGAGUGGAGUGACACCCUGGGCCUCGUCGUCAAGGUGGCCCUCAUGGGCUUCAUCAUCUUGGCCGCCAUCCUCGGCAACCUGCUCGUCAUUGUGUCCGUCAUGCGGCACCGCAAGCUCAGAGUCAUCACCAACUACUUUGUCGUGUCGCUCGCGUUCGCCGACAUGCUGGUCGCCAUGGUGGCCAUGACGUUCAACAUGAGUGUGCAGGUCACGGGCCGCUGGCUCUUCGGCCCCUUCGUGUGUGACGUGUGGAACUCGCUGGACGUGUACUUCAGCACGGCGUCCAUCCUGCACCUGUGCUGCAUCUCGGUGGACCGGUACUACGCCAUCGUGAUGCCGCUCAAGUACCCGCGCAGCAUGACCAAGCGCGUCGUGGGCGUCAUGCUGCUCAACACGUGGCUGUCGCCCGCCAUCAUCUCGUUCGUGCCCAUCUUCCUGGGCUGGUACACGACGCAGGAGCACCAGGUGUUCCGCUCCGAGCACCCCGACAAGUGCGAAUUCAGGGUGAACAAGCUGUACGCCAUCAUCUCGUCGUCCAUCUCCUUCUGGAUCCCGUGCACCAUCAUGAUCUUCACAUACCUCGCCAUCUUUAAAGAGGCCAAUCGGCAGGAGAAGCAGAUGCACAAUCGCAUGGGCAACGCCAUGAUGAUGUCACACGGCGCGUCCAACGGCGACGCUCUCUCGGGCGGCUCCAACAAGGCCCUCACGCUGCACGAGGCGGCCCAGAGCACGCCCACCAAGGACAGGCAGAUCAGCAAGAUGAAGCGCGAGCACAAGGCUGCCAAGACGCUCGGCAUCAUCAUGGGCAUCUUCAUUCUCUGCUGGCUACCUUUCUUCCUGUGGUACGUGAUCACGACGCUGUGCGGCGACGCGUGCUACUGUCCUGACGUCGUCGUGGCGCUCCUCUUCUGGAUCGGCUACUUCAACUCGACGCUCAACCCCCUUAUUUACGCCUACUUCAAUCGCGACUUCCGAGAGGCGUUCAAGAACACGUUGCAGUGCGCGUUCUGCUCACUGUGCCGACGGCCGCCGUCCGACCUGGACGCACUUGAUAUGCGGCGGCCGUCGCUCCGGUUCGACGACCGGACCAAGAGCGUGUACUCGGAAACGUACCUGAGGCACAUAGACCGGAGACGUUCGUCCGAGUUUGGCAGUAGCCUGUGACGUCCUGAGCCGCCCGGACACGGCAGCUCCUCCGGGAGCGGGAACAGUGUGCCGGGCAGCGACGGCGCGUGCGACGCGUCGUGGACGUGAGUGUGUGCGUGAGUGUGGCGGGCGCGGUGCGGGCCGCCUGCAAGAGUGAGUGUGUGUGAGUGUCACGUCGCCUGCGGACUGAAUGACAAUGGAAAUGAAACCCAUGUACCUUAACAAUACUUAAAGACAUUUUUAUUGUGCCGUGUAGUGUUCUUUCUCCACUCUCUCCUGGAAACGUAGUGCGUUAAAUCAACGGAGUGCUUGGAGACUGUUUAUAUUAGAUUGCGUAUGUUUUUAUUUUUUGAUUGAUCGAUUUGAUUGUUCGAUAUUGUUUGUCUUGUACCUUUACAAAUGCAGCACAAGGAAAGAUAUCUAAGUUUCUCGGGCCAGAUUGAUAUUUUUGUACAUAUUUCAUAUUUAUAUACAUAAUAAUAAAAUCAUUCAUUUUUUAUACCAGUGAUUCAUUAUGUUUGUGCUACCCAUAAUGUGAUACUUGCUAGUAUUCUCACGUGUACAUAUGUACAGUGUAAUGUUAGUUACGAUUGUAAAGAACUACUUUGUACAGAAAAAGAGAUAAAAGCAUUUUAUUUUAUUAAAUCAUUUUUGAAGAUUAAUUUAUGGCCUCAAUGUGCUCUCUCAGUUUUAUUCGUACGCUCCUACUUCUAUAACAUAAACGACAAAGAUUUUGUUGGUGUUACAAAUCAAAGUAUUAUCAGUACUGUACUAGUUGGUCUUCCAACACGUUUGGUGGUCAUUCGUUUCCGAUAAAUACUCUGAUGUGAAUUCUUCCUCUGAUAAAGACAUAAAAAUACAUGACCCUCUUCGUCUCGGCGUGGGUUCUAUUGUGCCGACAAGUUCUUCCUCUGAGAAGUUUAUUGGUUCCUGUCCGCUCGACCAAGCAAGCUACCAGCAGCAUCUUGGAUCGAUUUCUACAAAGUUUGUGCCGAAUGGAGUGGGGAACUGUCCUCAUGCACGAAUGUGUCCAAUGUUCGUGCUGCGUUCUAGUUGUGUGACUGUGAUAAAUCAAGGCUUAAGUAAACUGGUGCGAAAAAAUUGCUGCUUUACUGAUGCUCUACACAGUCAAGGUCACUUACUCAGAUUCCUUUCAUGAAAUCUAUGUCGUCUUCUUACCCUGAGAGAGCACAUACGGUCACGCUAAAUGCGAGGAUCUGGAUAGCUUUCCUACAAAUUCACAAAUUUGAAGGAAAAGACAGCCUUUUCAAGACAUCUAAAAAACGAAUAUUGAUUUGACGAUUUCUUUGUAGUUGACCGAUGGUCCUCUCGUUUAGCUGUCCCUCCGUGAGCGCUUCCACAUAUUACACCACUAGUGAGUUCAAAAAUUCAGUUAGCGGGAUUCUAGUAUUUGACUUUUUUACUAGGACGUAGUUGACUUCUCACGUCUAUCCUAGAGUUGAAUAUGGUCUUGCUAGCGGCCCAUGUGUAUUAUGAUCUUGUGUUGUGAAUUUUAAGUGUUUCUGCGUACAAAGAAAUGACAAAAAGGAAUAACUCAGCAUGUAUGAAGGGUCCAUAACUGCCUUGGUUGUUUGCUACUAAUCUAUGCAUCCGUGCUCAAAUCUUCUAUUGUAAGUUCCAGUAUUCAAAAUGCAAUAAUUGAUUCUAAUACCAUCACUUAAGAGUCUGUCGGCUGUUUCAUAGCAGGCUGUUAAUUGUUUAACUGAGCUGCUGGUAAUCUACGAGCAAUGUGUUAUGAUAUAGUAUUGAAAUGAUAAACAUGCUUUACAAUGGAUGCUAAAAUACGACUGAUAUAUAUUGUGCAAAAGGAGGCUGUCUAUAGUGCGGCGGUGAAUCUCAGAGGUGAGAUGCCUGAAUCUUGUGUUCAUUGAAUUUGAUAUUAUUUGGUGGUAGCUCUAACGCGCAGUCACAUGCAAGAAUCAUAAACAUAGGCCUUUACAGAUUUUUAUUUUGUGGAUAAAGUAUACACCGAUUAUUAAGAGGUUUAAUGUGGAGUAUACUCUUAAUGGUGUAAAAUCUAUAGAACGUUUUACUCGGUUUUCAACCUCCUCCUAUCAGUGUGAACGGACUUCCGCAAAUUGUACGCAGCGUGCUAAACAUGCUUAUGCCUCCUAACGCUCAAACGCAAGUUUUCUUUGGCGACAAUCGUCAACGAAUGCUUAUGAGAGGAUGAUGAUUAGCGCGUGAAAAUAAUGGCUCGCUCUUUAGAAAAUUAUAAUCGUUACCGGAAAUGACCAAUGCUCACUUUAAGUUUGUGAGAAAUAAGCCGUCAAGUGAUUACAUGUGUGUUACUAAAGUAAUCUGAUUCAAUUCUGAAUCUGACUUGACGUCUUGUUACUCACAUAAUUUUUGUGAUUAUUUUUCUGUUAGGUUUAUUUGUUUUGGUUGUACCGAAAGCUAGCUUGUUUCAGUGCAGUGAAGAUGGCUGCUUUUGGGGUUAGAUGAACUUUACAGUACUUCUGUAUUGCUCAACGGGAGUAAAAAUAACCUAAUAAUUGUAUUCCUCGAGUCACUUCUGCUCAGCAAAAUUACCAAAAUCAAACGAUGGUGCUACUAAUUUUAGUAUCUAGAUUAGGGAAAUUACCGUAAGUCUUAUUUGUCGAUAUUUUCUGUAAAUUGCCUGUUCUUGAUGGAUUAUAUAUGUAUAUAGGGUUAAUAUUAGGAAACGUGAUUUUUGAAAAGGUUACCUAACCUGAAGAAACUUAAUAUGGCGCAUUGCCUACUGACGAGGGAACGAGUUAAGACGAGCAAAGUGGAUGACACGAAGCUCAUAAUAAUCAUUUGUUCUAAUCUCGUCUUUCAAUGAUCUUCAUAGUUCAGUCAUUUUAUGUCUGGAUUUGUGUGACAAAUAGCUUUAAAGUAGAUAGAAAUGUCUUCUUAAGUAUUAAAGUACUGUUGAGCAUAGAGCAGUACAAAGCGACUUCAUAUCUCCAAGAAUUGUAAUCAACGUUCUUCAGGACAGGUUACCAUAUCUGACUUCUUCAUAGUAUUCUUUAACAUCAGGGAAAAGUAUUAAAUGAAAAUUUAGUUAAAUUGAAAAACGAGAGUUUGUAGACAGUUGUCUAAAUUUUUUUACAUGAAUUACUUCUCAGACUUAUUUCGAUCUCCGACAGAAAUUUCUUAAAGUAAGGAAUUUAGUGGAAUAAUACGGGUAAAUUUCUUUGAAGGAAAUAAGCACCUGGUUCCGACUUCAAUUAAAGACAUACAAAUAAGCUAGCCAUCGGUACUUUCAAUGAGGUUCCUUCUCAUGUGCUGUAGAAAACACUUUUCUUUAAGUACAUACCAGACUCUUACUCCAAAAAACUUACAGCAAAAUAAAUUAUUAUCGUUUCGGCCUUGUCCGCUCUGUAUUUGUAUCAUGAGAAACUAUUCUGGAAAUAUUUUUAAAACGCGUGGUUUAUAAACAACGCUAGAAUUCUUAAACUUAUGUAAACUUUGUGAGCCGAAAUCAAACAAGUGUGAGAAUUGAAAUUUGUGUGUGAUCCGUGGAGGUAGUCUCAACGAGGCCUGAUUGUAUGGUUCGAACUCACGAACCUCAGGCUAGAUUUUUUGUCCACGACUCUGUUCAACCUGAAAAAUCCUGUAAAAAUUAAAGAUAGCUGAAAACCUUU
Molecule: messenger RNA, 6106 nt
Organism: Frankliniella occidentalis (western flower thrips)
Lineage: Eukaryota; Metazoa; Arthropoda; Insecta; Thysanoptera; Thripidae
Product: octopamine receptor beta-2R-like
Exons: 5
Coding region: 1134-2492 (452 amino acids)
Biological process (GO): adenylate cyclase-activating adrenergic receptor signaling pathway
Cellular component (GO): membrane
Molecular function (GO): octopamine receptor activity
Source: RefSeq, a predicted model, not a curated record